AUGUGUCUACAAAACCCAUGGAAAACCAUCUGCAUACACACUGCUAAGGAACUGAAGGACAAGGAAGUGAUGGGAGUGGUGAGCAGCAAAAGGCAGGUCAAGGAGAAGGGCAGGAGUGGAUGGAGCCCGGUGAAGACCAGCACCCAGAGCAGAGAGCCCCCACCACUGCCACCCCUGGUUGUGUUUAACCACCUGGCUCCCCCACCUCCUGACACCACGCACCCAGAUCAAGAGAAUCACUUCGUGGUGGCCCUGUAUGACUAUAAGGCCACGAACGACCGGGACCUGCAGAUGCUGAAGGGGGAGAAGCUGCAGAUCCUGAAGGAAACUGGAGACUGGUGGUUGGCCAAGUCUCUCAUCACAGGAAGAGAAGGCUACGUGCCCAGCAACUUUGUGACCCGGGUAGAGACCCUGGAAGUGGAAAAGUGGUUCUUUAGAUCAAUUUGCCGGAGAGAUGCCGAGAGGCAGCUUCUGGCCCCAGUCAAUAAGGCUGGUGCCUUUCUUAUUAGAGAGAGUGAAACCAGCAAAGGUGCCUUUUCGCUGUCUGUGAAGGAUGUGACCACGCACGGGGAGGUGAUCAAACACUAUAAGAUCCGCUCCCUGGAUGAUGGCGGCUAUUACAUCUCCCCCCGGAACGCCUUCCCCACGCUGCAGGCUCUGGUGCAGCACUAUUCCAAGAAAGGGGACGGGUUGUGCCAAAGGCUGACCCACCCCUGUGUGAGCCUGGCCCCCCAGAACCCCUGGGCCCAGGAUGAAUGGGAAAUCCCCCGGCAGUCUCUCAAGCUGGUCAGGAAGCUUGGGUCCGGGCAGUUUGGUGAAGUCUGGAUGGGUUAUUAUAAAAACAACAUCAAGGUGGCCAUCAAGACCUUGAAGGAGGGAACCAUGUCUCCGGAGGCCUUCCUGGGCGAGGCCAACCUGAUGAAAACUCUCCAGCAUGAGAGGCUGGUCCGUCUCUACGCGGUGGUCACCAAGGAACCCAUCUACAUCGUGACGGAAUACAUGGCCAGAGGCUGCCUGCUGGAUUUCCUGAAGACGGAUGAAGGUAGCCGAUUGUCCCUCUCAAGGCUGAUUGACAUGUCGGCCCAGAUUGCAGAAGGAAUGGCGUACAUCGAGCAGAUGAAUUCAAUCCACCGGGACCUGAGAGCAGCCAACAUCCUGGUGUCUGAGGCCUUGUGCUGCAAAAUCGGGGACUUUGGCUUGGCCCGGAUCAUCGACAAUGAAUACACCGCCCAGGAGGGAGCCAAGUUCCCCAUCAAGUGGACCGCCCCAGAGGCCAUCCAUUUUGGGGUGUUCACCAUCAAAGCGGACGUGUGGUCAUUUGGAAUCCUCCUGAUGGAAAUUGUCACUUAUGGGCGUGUGCCCUACCCAGGGAUGACCAACCCCGAGGUCAUCCGCAACCUGGAGCGCGGCUACCGCAUGCCCCGCCCAGACUCGUGCCCGCCUGAGCUGUACAACGGCAUCAUCGCCGAGUGCUGGCGCAGCCGGCCGGAGGAGCGGCCCACCUUUGAGUUCCUGCAGUCGGUGCUCGAGGACUUCCACACGGCCACCGAGGGCCAGUACGAGCUGCAGCCCUAG
Molecule: messenger RNA, 1575 nt
Organism: Budorcas taxicolor (takin)
Lineage: Eukaryota; Metazoa; Chordata; Mammalia; Artiodactyla; Bovidae
Gene: BLK
Product: BLK proto-oncogene, Src family tyrosine kinase
Exons: 13
Coding region: 1-1575 (524 amino acids)
Biological process (GO): innate immune response; cell differentiation; cell surface receptor protein tyrosine kinase signaling pathway
Cellular component (GO): extrinsic component of cytoplasmic side of plasma membrane
Molecular function (GO): non-membrane spanning protein tyrosine kinase activity; ATP binding; signaling receptor binding
Source: RefSeq, a predicted model, not a curated record